AUGGCGUCUGAUGAUCGAUCAUCAGUUGAAUCAGCAUCAUCUUUAUGUGAGGAGUAUCCUUUCCCUUUAGAUUCAAGUAAAGAACUUAGCCGCCGUUUUGCGGUACUUCAAUAUUCUCUUGAUGAGUUCCCCCAAGUUGAUUCUUAUGCUAAAGUAGGUCAAAUUGAUUACAUUAAGCAACUACUUCAGAGUUCAUCUGAUUUACUUAAAGUGUAUCCAGAUUUGGUCAAUGACCUGAAAGGGUUUUUAACACUGAGAGUCCCCAAGAUACUUUCCAUCGUGAUUGAUUAUUUGUUGCCUCACUUUGUAGGAGAUAACGGAACCAACCUCCUAUUAGUUUCUAAAACUUAUCGUCUUUUGGAAACAAUCUACUUUGUAGUGGAUCUGUUUGCAAUUGAGACAAACAUUGCCUUGACCAAUGAGGUUCUAGCGAAAACGUAUGGGCUCUUAAAACAAGAUACCUUUUGGAAAUCCCUUUAUCCCCAGCAAAUCAUUGAAUUGAUAUUAAUGAAAUCCAAACCUAAACUGGGUAUUCUUUGUCUUUUUGAAGGGCUGUUCUGGACUCAAAGACCAGAUAAUAAUACUUAUCUACAUUUGUUCAAGUUGUUUUUUUCCAAUUACGAAUCUGAACCCAAUGAAAGAAACCUGGAGGCCAUAGAUCAACAUAUUGUAAAUAUCUGUGAACUUCUAGAUAGGAAUAUUAGUAACGACGAGAAACAACAACAACCAUAUAUUGAAGGAGCUUUAGCAUUACAUGAUUUUGAAUUAAGAAGGUUACAUCCCGCCACCGUGAUACAUCAUUGCGACAAUAGAAACUCAACAAUAAUCAAUGCCAAUAAGAAUCAAAAUGGUGCUACAUCAAAAAGUAGAGCAGCUAGUUACAAAGAGCUUCGAAAAGAAAGAGAUAGACUUAAGAAAUUGGCACUGCCAUUUUCUAAUAGACAAACCAGCGGCGGAAAUAUUAGCAGCUUUGAAUUUGAGUUAGGGAAAGAGAAUGCUCCUAAUGUAUUUCUUCGUGUGUCUAAAAGUCAAAAUGCAUUCGCUGAGAAUGAGAAUGAGGUCAAUGGUAAUGAUGACAACAUUGAUGAAAUCAAGUCUCAAGUUCCUUUGGCAAACAAAGAUAAACCCACUACUCAAGAUAUCACAUUUACUAGUGUUAAGAAUGCCAUAGGUCUCCCUACAGCAAUAACAGCACCAUCAGGUGGCUCUAGACAAAGGUUCCGUGAUGUGUUUCGAAGAUUUUUUCGAGGAUUCUCACUACAUAAGCAUCGAUAA
This is a messenger RNA of Lizanozyma spartinae, 1275 nucleotides long. RefSeq lists its product as uncharacterized. NCBI's taxonomy places the organism in Eukaryota, Fungi, Ascomycota, Pichiomycetes, Serinales, Debaryomycetaceae. Bases 1 to 1275 code for a protein of 424 amino acids. The record is from RefSeq and is a predicted model, not a curated record. The transcript has a single exon.